This is a messenger RNA of Leucoraja erinaceus (little skate), 6127 nucleotides long. RefSeq names its product podocalyxin-like (gene podxl). The record is from RefSeq and is a predicted model, not a curated record. Gene Ontology annotation, cellular component: microvillus membrane; apical plasma membrane. The transcript has 9 exons. The coding region runs from base 291 to 1832 and encodes 513 amino acids. Lineage: Eukaryota; Metazoa; Chordata; Chondrichthyes; Rajiformes; Rajidae. Gene Ontology annotation, biological process: cell migration; positive regulation of cell-cell adhesion mediated by integrin; negative regulation of cell-cell adhesion.
UACAAGCGGGGCUGGCGCUAUUGUCAUUCCCGUGGCGGCGGCGUGAGCAUCAGUGAAGCAGGCAGCAACGGCGGGACUCUUUCACACUCACCACCCUCGGGGAGGAAGAGUAAACCAGGAGAGGAAGGAAGAGAGAAAGAGCAGAAUUGGCUGGAGAAAGCGACUCCCGAGCAAACUAAAACCCCAAGUGAAGAUUUAACUUGAACUGAACCGAACGAAUCCCAGAGGUUGCAAUUCCAGUCUCAAGUCCAUUCAACUUGGCCAGUCGGGGGGGGUCCCCGUUCGUGAAGAUGAGGUUACUGAUCCUCUUGAGUUUUCUGGCAGGUUCCUGGUCAAUCAUUGGUUCCGAUAACAGUCCAAAGGUGACACCGACAAUCGCCACAAAGAAUAACGCAACAGAAACCAAACAAACAACUGCUGAUCCCGGUAUAAUUCAGGGCAACGCUAGUACAUCAGCGCCGUCUUCAGGAAGCAUCCUCACGACUAAUCAAUUAUCAACAUCAUCGGCAAAUCCCAAUCAAACUCAAAGUGUAACAAAGUCCACGGUUCCUUCAUCCCAAAGUAACCGUACCUCUACAACCGCAACGGCACAAAAUAACACAAUUAGUCCAACAUUAGGUUCCACGUCACCCACUGUUACCGAUCACAAUUCAAAACUGACGGCCACCAGUGGAGUAAAGAAUAACACAGCAGUAAACAUCACUACAACUGCUAAACCUGUUAUAGCUCAUGCAGUGGGCACACCAAUACCACCAUCGUCUUCUACAAGAGGAAGUGCAAGUGCCUCGGCUUCGUCUAAACCAAAAUCAACCAUUCCAUCUGGAAAGCCCACAGCAACUCCCAACCAGGGUUUACCAACAACAGUACCUACGAGCACACCAACAAGUGUCUCCGUGGCAAAAUCAAAUGCCCCAACUAAAAGCAAAGGCGUCCCAAAGGCGACCACUGAACGUACGAAAGGGUCAAGUGUUGAAACGGUGACCAGUGCCACGGGGAAAGUAAAGAACAUUACAAUGAGUAAAGCCCAGGUGAAGGACACAACCGGCAUGAUGCAGACAAAUGCAGUGAGCAGUGCAUUCACUGAUGGGACCGGGCACUCAGUGAAGAGUACAUCAAGUAAUGCAACGACAAAUGCAACGGAUGGGCCCCCUGGUGCUGCAUCAACAACGCUCAAACAUGAAUCAAAUAUAUCGUCAACGGCAUAUUGUGUGAAGGAAUCCAGCAAGCAGAACUACUACCUCCCAAUACAGAAAGACAUGAACUGCGAAACCUUUCUGACCAAGAAAGGAAAUGAUGUGGCCAAUGACAUCUGCUCCACGCUGGUGAAGACAGCUGAUCUCAGAGGGCUCAAUAAAUGCGAGGUCCAAUUCAGCCCCGAGAAGGAGCAUCCAGACCAGCUGAACAUCGAAGUCUCUUUUAAAGUUUCCGAUAAUCAAAUGAAAGACGUUCUGCAGAAGAUGCAGAAAGCAAUGAAACAGGAGCUCCAUCGGGAGUAUGAAGAAAAUCAGCAGCGGGAGAAAGCAACAGAGCUGAAGAAGCUGAUUGCGAUGGUGGUCACGGGCUCACUGCUGCUGCUCGUGUUCCUGGCUGCCAUUGUGUACCGGUGUUCCCAACGCAAGUCCAAACACAAGGAUCCAUACCUGACGGAAGAGCUACGUACAGUGGACAACGGUUGCCACGACAACCCGGGCAUGGACAUUACUGAGAGGGAGUCCGAGAUGGAGGAGAAGAACAAUUCGAAAGCAACUUACUUGGAAAACAACGAUGGCUGGAUCGUGCCUAUGGACACCCACAUCAAGAACGAUGUAGAGGAAGAAGAUACCCAUUUAUAAAGCGGCAGAAACAUAAUCAUCUUGUUAUCUACAGCUCUCUGCACAUCUGUACAAUUGCUUCAAAUAUGUAUCCAUAUAUACUGCCAGCAAAGGACUGAAAUCAAACUGUUGACUUUACAAUCCAUCUCCUUUAAAGCCAUAUUCUCUCCAGAUUAUAUUUGGAAAUGUUAUGAUUAAUCUUUGAUUAGCACGGGCGUCAGGGGAUAUGGGGCAAAGGGAGGAGAAUGGGGUUGAGAUAGAUCAGCCAUGAUUGAAUGGCGGGGUAGACUUCAUGGGCCGAAUGGCCUAAUUCUGCUCCUAGAACCUAUGAAGUUAUGUAAUAAGGUCCAUAGAAGGCGGCACUGAGAAAUGGGAAGAGAUGCCAUUCACGCUCCUGUUCCUGCAGUUAAUGAUAUUCUGGGCAAUCCUCUGCCUCUAUGCAGAUGGGGCACCUUGGUCAGCAUCAGCAAGUUGGGCCGAAGGGCCUGUUUCCAUGCUGUACGCCCUUAUGACUCAUCCACCCGUCCCCUUUACCAUGCCAUCCAAGUAACAAUCCACCUCAGAGCUGAAUAUCAUCCACAACUGAGAGCUCAUCAGGCUCGGUGGCUGAUAAUUCCAAAGGCUCUCAAACCUGAGUGAAGAGAUCUUUGAGACCAAAAUGGCCAAGCCCUUAUGCCGAGACUUUAGCCCCUGGUUCUAGAGGACACAACUACUCAUCAACGCAACUCGUAAGUGUUUGUAGGGCAAUUCUAUUACAUUUCCACAGAUAUCUUUCCUGAAAACAAAGCAUUAAAGAAUUGAAUAAACUACUCUUGGGGGCAAAUUUCCAAAAGAGUCAAGAGUGUUUUAUUGUCAAAUGUCCCGAAACAGAGCAAUGAAAUUCUUCCUCCACCUGCAUUUUCUGUGAACUACCAUGAAGGAAGCACAAACAGUCAACAAUCACCUUUAAUGCCAAUGCGGCUUUGUUUGGAGAGGGAUGUCUUUCUGCCAUGGAGAUGCCAGCCAAGGUCUAGAUGCCAUGUUGGGGAAAUGUGGCUGGAUAACCUUUUCUCCAAGACAGGUUGGCAAGGUGACGCAGCAGUAGAACUACUGCCUUACAGCGCCAGAAACCCGGGUUGGACCCCGGCCAUGGGUGUCCUGCGGAGUUUGCACGUUUUCUCCAAGGAAUACGUGGGUAUUCCCCAGGUUUCUUCCCACACACCAAAGACGUACAGGUCUGUAGGUAAAUUGGCUUGGGUAAAAUUGUAAAUCGUUCCCAGUGUUAGUGUGCGGGGAUCUUUGGGUGGCGUGGACUUGGUGGGAUGAAGUGCCUGUUUCCGCGCUGUAUCUCUAAAGUCCAUAAAGUAUAAAGACUAAAAGUAUCCUAACUAGAACAUAUAGUUUUAAGGUGAAAACUAAGUGUUUGUGAAUGAUCCACAACAACACACAUACUGAAAGAUCAGUCUUUAUUCCAUAAGCAAUCAAGAACAUUUAAACUGUCAGCCAUUCACUUCCAGCCCUUGCUAGUGUUAAACUGUAUAGUACCGUAAUACCUUGUAAAGGGUAGCAUGCAUAUAUGUGUAGUGGAGAUUAUAAAUGGCAUGGAAUAAUAAGGGUUAAUCUACACUAAGGAGCGUUAUUUUUUAUACACACAGAGCGGUUGGUCUCUGGAACGCACUGCCAGGGGAGGUGGUGGGAUCAGGUGAAGUUAAUAUGUUGUAAGAGACAUUUAAACAGAUACUUAAACAGACAUGACGUGGAAGUAUAUAGUCCUGAUGUGGGCAAAUGGGAUUAAUAUAGAUGGGCGAUAAGGUUGGCAGGAAGAUAAUGGACUGAAGAUCCCAUUCCAAUGCCGUGCAAUCGUGAUGCACUGAGAAUGGAGUCACCAGUAAUUAGAAACUAUCUCUCAUCUGGGUUUAGGGCCAGAAGCAAUGCUUGGGGUAAAUCGACAAGAAUAAGGCACGAUAUGUGAACAAAUAAUUGCAAAAAGUUCAUCAGUGAGUGCGAAGGAUUAUUUAGUCUCCCUUUGAUGAAUUUAGGAAGGUGAGGCCAGGACAGGCCAGACAGGCAGAGCUGGAGACCAAUAUGUUGGAAGGAACUGUAGAUGCUGGUUUACACCAAAGAUAGGAGACACAAAAUGCUGGAGUAAGUCAGCGGGUCAGACAUCAUCUCCAGAGAGAAGGAACGGGUGACGUUUCGGGUCAAGACCUUUUGUGAAGAACCCUUGCAUUCCUGCUCUCCAGAGAUGCUGCCUGUCCCGCUGAGUUACUCCAGCAUUUUGUGUCUAUCUCUGGUGAUCAAUAGCUGGGGAGUGCGGAUGAGGCAACUGCAGGAGGCAAGGCACACGAUGAAUCCAUGGUUAGCGUUACCGAUGGGGGAGCUCAGAGCCAUCACCCACGUCAAUGAGAAUGGUUGGCCAUCAUAACCACAGAGGAGGUGGCAAAAUAGACCUCACAGUCUCAUCCCUUAUUUUACUUCUGCACGUUGAAAAUGAGACAGAUUUGGACUGAGUUCCUGUGGAGCACUGGGCCACUUUCUGUCCCUUUGCAUCCCUUCAUAUAUAACACGCAUCUGAGCAGAUGAAAAAACGGAUGGGGUUUCAUUAACAGAGAGAAUAUGGCUUUAACACUUCAAAGUGCACUUUCAGUGGUUGCUUAUUUCAGGCAAACCACCUGCACGUCAAUGAGAUGGAGAGAUAGAUGACAACUUUGCUGCCAUCCACGGUAAGUGAUGUUUGCAACUGGGCGUUCCUUGCUAAUGUAAAUAAUCAGGGCCAUUCUUUGAGGCCUUGGCAGCCAUUGCAUUGGGCUGUUGUGUUCAAGCAAGACAGUUGGCACAUGCAACUUGGUAUGGAAUGGAAUUGACCAAAUUGGGAAAAAUUGGAAAGACGCCUAAUGUUGGAUAAUUAACAUUUCAACACAUUUCAAUACAGCAGUCAGUCAGGGGUGACCAUCAAAGCAUUGUUGGAGAUUUCCAAGUGGCACCUUGUUCUUCUUGGGUAGCUAACAACAACCCAGCCAUAUGACACAUCACGUUCUCCAUCUUUUGGUAACCACGAACCUCUGCUUUGGGCAGCUCAGUGACAAAGUGGCAGGGUUGCUGCCCUACAGUGCCAGAGGCCUGGCUUCAGGCACACACACACACAGCAGUUGGAGUGGGCAGAGCUCUCCUGACUGACCUCAGCAAUGUCAGAGAGAAACAGAUUUUAGAAACAUAGAAACAUAGAAAUUAGGUGCAGGAGUAGGCCAUUCGGCCCUUCGAGCCUGCACCGCCAUUCAAUAUGAUCAUGGCUGAUCAUCCAACUCAGUAUCCCGUACCUGCCUUCUCUCCAUACCCCCUGAUCCCCUUAGCCACAAGGGCCACAUCUAACUCCCUCUUGAAACAGAUUUUCAACUGCCUGCCACAGUUGACAAUGAACCCAAGGCACUAUCUCCAGAGAGAGCAGGCAUUGAGUAUUCCUCUCUCAGCACCAUCACUGAGCUUGGUGGACUUGCUUGUGUCUUGCAGUGCUGGCUCGAAGGGCCGAAUGGCCUACUCCUGCACCUAUUGUCUAUUGUCAUGGCAUUCACUGCAAAGGGGAUUGCAGUCAGUCAAAGAACUAGAAGCUUUUGGAUUCUAAAGGUAAUUCCCGAAGCAGGAAGGUUCUGCACUAUAAUUGCAUAAUUGGGACUGCCAAAUGCCAACUCAUAGUCUUACAGCAUGGAAAUAGGCCCUUCUGGACUCUAAUAGGAUUGAGAGGGAAAAAUAGAUCAUCCAUGGACCAUGUUCGAAUGGCAGAAGCAGACUAGAUGGGCCAAAUGGCCUAAUUCUGCUUGCAUGCUUAGUCAUACAGCGUGUAUACAGGCCGUUUUGCCCAACGUGCCCACAUCGGCCAACAUAUCUUAUCUAUAGACCCACCCGCCUGCAUUUGGCCCAUAUCCCUCUAAACCUGUCCUAUCCAUGUACUUGUCUAAAUUUUUUUUAAACGUUGCCAUAGUCCCAGCCUCAACUACCUCCUCCUGCAGCUAAUUCCAUGCACCCACCACCCUUUGUGUGCAAAAGGCCUGAGGCCUAAUGGACGUAAAACCAGAUAAUUUUCAAACCAUUGCAUGAAAUGGUUCUUUUUGAAUCCACAGAACACUUGGCCCAGCUGGUGUCUGGCAGAAUUUAAAAUACUCCCUCAGUGAUAAUGAAAUUCAAUUACUGUCUGACAACUUACUAGAGUGGGUAAAAUAACAAAUUAUUACUUUCCUGGCAAAUAGAAUAGAAUAGCCUUUUAUUUGCCAAAUACGGAACUAUUGUCAUAUUUUAAGUGAAGAAAUAAAUUACCAUUGUUUGGUCUGAUGAGUCUGUGUGUG